AUUUCAUUACCAGAUUGAGAGGACAGUGUCGGUAACUUGCGUUCAGAGUUUAUUUUACCGCGAUGUCUCUUAACCAAUUAUUCUCAAUAAAAAUUACUUUACUGACGACACGGCCUAAAAUAGACUGUUUUAUAAAUUAAACUUCCCACUUGUUCACUGUAUACCUAUGACAUAUGACUGAAUAAAUUAAUAUUUGCCACUGGCGGUGAAGUGCACCAAUCGAUAAUUGUGUCAUAAUAUUUACGAAAGAAAUACAAUGUAAAUAAACUUUAUUUCAAUUUAGCUUUCUUUUCUAACUGGUGCUGGAUUCUGUGAUAGUGAAAUAUUUACUGUAUCGCUAAAAACUGUCUUGAUAUUUACGCAAUAAACUUGUGUUACAUACAAAAAGCAAUAAUUAGGACAAAGUGAAGUGAUGCGACAGCAAUAUCAAUAAUUUUGAGUUAAAACGGCGUAAGCUCCACAAGAAGGCAAAGUUCCACAUUAUGACGUAAUCGUGCAAAACGAACAUGAAACAACACCAUCUACCGUCGAACGAGUGAACUAAUUACUUGCGGGUGACGCGAUAUAGCGGCGCUGCGGCGGGUCCCAAAAAUGCACUUAGCCCCAGUCACUGAGUGAACAAUGCCCCGGUUAAAGUAUGCCUCCGUGCUUCGCUUUCUCGUCAUCUUGGGGCUGUUCUGCUUGUCGGUGCAGAUCAUGCUGUCGGCGUCGAAUGGGAUUAUUGACAGAGAUGGUGGUAAGUUUGAAAAAAAAAUUAUUAACCUGCAUUAGGUACUCUACAUUAAACGUCAACGUACGAGACAGUCGUGGCCAUAAAACGGGGAUACGGCAUCGGUUAUACUGCGCUCUCGCUCGCACUAAAAGGCGUAUAAAAAGGCGUAGUGAUGCGCCGUGUUUGUAUCGAUAUAAUCUUUAACAAUCUUUAUCGAUCUCUAUAUAAUCUUUAACUAUGCCAAAUCUCACACUUUUUGUGUGCGCAAUAUGCCUAAAAAAGAGUAAAAAGUUUUUCUCUCAAGUAGCGGCAUUUACUCCAUACAAAGACUUUCUCUCUUUUUUUCCUGAAUAAUGACACGAGCUAAUAUUUUAUUUAAUAUAACCAAAGUUAAGUUAAAUUAAGUAUAUGGAGGUUAUACUUACUUACUUACUUAUCUUCACGCACAAUCCCUGACGGGGUAGCCAGAGAGAAUAGAUCGCCAAGUGUCACGAUCCUUACAUACCUCUUUCGCUUCUUUCAGAUUCAUUAUCUUCUUCAUACAUGCACGUCUAGGUAUCCGAGUACUCUUGACCCUACCCUCUUCGAGCAAUUUGCUCACAUGGUCUUCGAAAGUUAGUCUCGGUCUACCUCGACACCUUUUAAUAUUUACUUUCGCGCUAUAUAUUUUCAUCACCAUUCGGUCUUCACUCAUUCGCUCAACGUGCCCAAACCAUAGAAGCACGCCCUUAUCAAUUUUUGUGAUAAGGUCAUUUUUCAAACCUGCCAUAUUGCGAAUCUCUUCGUUUCGCUUUCGCUCGGUCAUGGUAACGCCGCACAUUUUACGAAGAGAUCGCAUCUCCACUGCAUUCAACUUACUUGUAUGCUUCUUCUGGCAUACCCAGGUUUCGCUGCCAUAUAACAAAGUCGGUACCAACAUUGCGUUAUGUAUUGCAAGGCGUGCACUCUUCACUACGCCUUGCCUUUUGACUAACGCAGUCAGGGCACCAUUGACUUUUGUUCCCGGCAGCGACACUCCUGUCCACAUCUAAAUCACAUCUUCCAUCCCGGCUGAAAGCACUCCCCAAGUAUACAAUUUGGUGUGGAUGGUAGAUUGCUAAGGGCUGUGCAGUCGCUUUACUGUGACUGUAAAGCCUGUGUACGGGUAGGGCAUGACCUGUCACCCAUGUUUAGCGUCCAAACGGGCGUAAAACAGGGUUGUGUCAUGUCUUUCUGGCUGUUCAUACUGUAUCUAGACAGCUGUUUACAGAAGCUGAAAGAUAGCUGUUUGGGUGUGAAACUGGGUGACAUUAAAGUAAAUUGUCUGCUGUAUGCCUAUGAUGCAGUGCUUAUAGCACCAUCAGAGGCAGAACUGCAGGCAUUAGUCACGUGUAUGAAAGAGGAAUGUGAAAUUAAAGGUCUCCGUUUGAAUGCUAAUAAAACUAAGGUUCUGGUAUUUGAAAGGGACGAAGAGAGAACGAAGUGUGAAAUAUGGGUAAAUCAGGAAUGUCUAGAACAGGUAAAUGAAAUUGUAUACUUGGGGAGGUUACACUAUUUAAAUAAUUGGGAAAAUUAAACAUUUUGUACAACAGACUUCACUAUAAAUAAAAUGAAAACAUCAUCAAUAUAGUCGAAGUCAAUUAAAUACGAAUUAUUAAGGAUAACUCUAAAACUAUAGGUCAGAUCUUAAUCAAAUUUAUGCGGGAUCACACGAGAAGCACCAGCUUUCAAAUAAAAAAAAAGAAGUAUCAUAAUCGGUUCACCUAGAAAAAAGUUUUGUGGAAACACACCGAAAAUGCAGUCGAAUUAAGAAUUAUCUUCUUUUUUUUGUAGUCGGUUAGAAAUAAAAAAUUAAAUCGGUCCAGUUUUCUAGAAGGAAACAGGGGAAUACGAGAUGGUGAUUUCGUCUUUAUUACGCAGGCAUAAUCAGUCCGAGGUGCAGUUGUCUGGCACUGUAUACUGGUAGGUGUGAGGGAGCGUGACAAAAAUAACUUUGUUAAAAACCUAUUCUCAAAUGUCACGCCUGUGGUGACCGGCGUAUUGCUGCUACUGUAUUAUUGUUUAAAUAAAGGUUUAAAGUAAUUUUUGAUACGUAAAAGUGGUGCGAUUUGCGAAUUUAAUGUAUGCGCAUGUGAACUAUUUGUAGAAACGACGAAACAAGUGCUCCGAUGGUGAUGUGUAUCUCAACAUAAGAUAUCUGUCUGCUUAGGCGCCUCGAGAUACUAUCCUAAUCAUCUCCUUGGAGCUGCCGUCUGUCUACUGGCUGAAGCUACCGUUAAAAUUUUCCAAAAAUUUCACAAUUAUUUUAUUGACACUGGCAAAAGUACGGCCGUACGAGUCCAUUACC
Molecule: messenger RNA, 3038 nt
Organism: Parnassius mnemosyne (clouded apollo)
Lineage: Eukaryota; Metazoa; Arthropoda; Insecta; Lepidoptera; Papilionidae
Source: the annotation of a GenBank genome assembly